This is a messenger RNA of Cladocopium goreaui, 432 nucleotides long. The record is from the annotation of a GenBank genome assembly. NCBI's taxonomy places the organism in Eukaryota, Dinophyceae, Suessiales, Symbiodiniaceae.
AUGUUCUGGGCUUCGCAUGUGCCACGACCAAAGCCAGGGCCAGAUUGCCAGGACUUCAGGAAGCUGAACCGCACGGCCGCGAAAUGUGGGGUCAGGAAUGCCAGAGACCUGGCAGAGUUUAGAAAGCACACCGACAUCAAACUGGUGCCUCCGGGUCCCAUGGGUGUUCUGCCCAAAGUCAUCCCCUCGGAUGUGAUCCCAUCGUUUGCCUACGGCAGCAAGUCUCGGCCUUCGACUCCCAUCACUCAUGUGAUCGGAAAUCAGUAUGCCACAGAGUCCGAGGAGGCACGAUGUUGCAAGGAUCAAUUCAUGUCUUGCAUCCGCGUCACAUAUAAAUUUUCAUCGAAAGAGGUGCUUUGUUUACUCCCUGGAAAGAGAAUACGUUCCUUGAUGAUGUUACAGCCACAGCUGUUAAAACAUCAUGCCUUGUAA